Messenger RNA from Aspergillus aculeatinus CBS 121060, 1530 nucleotides. Its product is annotated as cytochrome P450. The transcript has 2 exons. Bases 1 to 1530 code for a protein of 509 amino acids. Gene Ontology annotation, molecular function: iron ion binding; heme binding; oxidoreductase activity, acting on paired donors, with incorporation or reduction of molecular oxygen, reduced flavin or flavoprotein as one donor, and incorporation of one atom of oxygen. Lineage: Eukaryota; Fungi; Ascomycota; Eurotiomycetes; Eurotiales; Aspergillaceae. The record is from RefSeq and is a predicted model, not a curated record.
AUGUUGGUGCAGUACCACAACCUCCCGGUGCAGAGCCUGCCCAUUCUGCUCCUUUGCUCAGGCUUCCUGGCGCUUCUGUUCCGGUCCUUUGUCCGGCGCGCGAGCGACCUGCGCAAGCAGCGGUCCUGGGGCUGCAAGUCUGUGCCCUCGCGGUUCCAGUGGGAGCCGUUCUGGGGCGUGGAUUUGGUGUGGACGCAGUGGCAGGCGCUGCGGGGCCACUACUUCAUCCCCUGGCUCAGCGAGCUGCACAAGGGCCAGCCCAAGACCUUCCAGAUCACCUUCAUGGGCACGCGGGUCGUCUACACGAUCGAGCCCGAGAACCUCAAGUCCCUGACGGCCAUCAACUGGAAGGACUUCGCCAUCAGCCCGCUCCGUCGCUACAAGAAUGCCGGCGCCGCGUUCGCCAACCGCGGCGUCAACGUCGUCGACGGCGAGGACUGGGUCUUCAGCCGCGCGCUGAUCAAGCCCUUCUUCAUGCGCGAGGUCUACGCCGACACCGAGCGGCUGCGCUCCUACACGGACCAUCUCCUGCGCAUCCUGCCUCCGGACGGAGAGACGGUCAACAUCCAGCCCUACCUCCAGCGAUGGUUCCUCGACGUGACCACCAAUUUCAUCUUCGGCGCGCCCAUGGACGCAUUGACGCACCCCGAGCGCGCACGGGUGACCUGGGCGAUGCUGGACGUGCUGCGGGGCAACCGACUACGACUCCAGAUGUACAAGGUGAUGAACCUGAUCGACUGGUCGUGGUGGCUGCGGGCGAUCAAGAUCGUGCACGCGUACAUGGACGAGCACCUGGACCGGGUGUACGCGGACAUCGCGGAGCGGGAGCGGCGGAUCGCGGCGGGGGAGGACGUGGGGCCCGAGCGGCUGGAUCUGCUGUGGUACAUGGCGAAGCACUGCCCGGAGCGGGCGGAACUGCGAUCGCAGCUGUCGCUGCUCUUCGUGCCCAACAACGACACGACCUCGAUCUUCACGGGCAACGUGGUGUGGCACCUGGCGCGGAACCCGGAGGCGUGGGCGAAGGUGCGGGCGGAGGUGCUGGCCCACGGCGACGCGCCGCUCACCUUCGAGGCGCUGCGGGGCAUGAAGUACCUCAACGCGUGCAUCAACGAGACGCACCGGCUCAACCCCAACAACGUGUCGCAGGUGCGCAUGUGCAUCAACGACACCACCCUGCCGCUCGGGGGCGGGCCCGACGGCAAGUCGCCCAUCCUGAUUCGCAAGGGCGAUGUCGUCCAGGUCACGAAGACGGUCAUGCAGAAGGAUCCCCUCUACUUCGGGGAGGACGUCGACGCCUUCAAGCCGGAGCGCUUCGUCGAUCAGGCCCAUUUCUGGGAGUUUGUGCCCUUCGGCGGCGGGCCCCGCCGCUGUCCGGCCCAGAUGAUGGUCCAGACGGAGACGGCGUAUAUCCUGGCCCGGUUGGCGCAGGUGUACAGUCGCAUUGAGCCGCGCGAUGAGAAUCCGUUUGUCUCGGUCAUGCGCAUUGGACCGUCGAACAAGACGGGGGUUUUGGUUGCGUUGCACAAGUAG